Messenger RNA from Lycium ferocissimum, 1601 nucleotides. RefSeq names its product pyruvate dehydrogenase E1 component subunit alpha-3, chloroplastic. Gene Ontology annotation, biological process: pyruvate decarboxylation to acetyl-CoA. The record is from RefSeq and is a predicted model, not a curated record. The transcript has 3 exons. NCBI's taxonomy places the organism in Eukaryota, Viridiplantae, Streptophyta, Magnoliopsida, Solanales, Solanaceae. The coding region runs from base 219 to 1514 and encodes 431 amino acids. Gene Ontology annotation, molecular function: pyruvate dehydrogenase (acetyl-transferring) activity. Gene Ontology annotation, cellular component: intracellular membrane-bounded organelle.
AACCAACUAUGCCCACAAAAUAGGAACCCCAGCAGAGAGCAGCCAACGCUCCUGGCGGUUAUUUCCACACUUUGGUUUUUUUCUCUUUUCUUGUUUCCUCCGCCCCUUUUCCUCCUUCUUCCCCUUUUAUGUCCUUCAAUUAUAUAAACACAUUCAUCUGUUUGUUUACUCACAUUAUACACAACGAGCCAUCUCUCUAUUUUCUCUAAUUCAUCAUCAUGGCUAUGUCUUUCUCUGCAACGAAAGUUUUGCAACCUUUGCCCCUUAAUUCCACUAGAUCUGCUGAUAAGCCCCUUUUGGGUCUUAAGGGAAGCUGUUCUUUUCUUGGAUCAUCGAUUUCUCUUAAGAAGGAUUUGUUGCCUCCUCAAUCCCAACGAAGAUCCAAUGCAAUUGUUGCUGUUUCUGAUGUUGUUAAGGAAAAGAAAUCCAAGUCUACGUCCAAUAUCUCCAAUUUGUUGAUUACUAAGGAGGAAGGAUUGAUACUGUACGAGGACAUGGUGUUGGGAAGAGCUUUUGAGGACAUGUGCGCCCAAAUGUAUUACAGGGGCAAAAUGUUUGGUUUUGUGCAUUUGUACAACGGGCAAGAAGCUGUCUCAACUGGUUUCAUUAAGCUUUUGAAGAAGGAAGACUCUGUAGUUAGCACUUAUCGUGAUCAUGUCCAUGCAUUGAGCAAAGGUGUUCCAGCUCGUCAAGUGAUGAGUGAGCUAUUUGGGAAGACUACGGGGUGUUGUAGAGGCCAGGGUGGAUCGAUGCACAUGUUCUCCAAAGAGCACAACGUUCUUGGUGGUUUCGCUUUUAUUGGUGAGGGAAUCCCAAUAGCUACAGGUGCUGCAUUUAGUAGCAAGUACAGAAGAGAGGUCUUGAAGGAGGCUGAUUGUGAUCAUGUCACAGUGGCCUUCUUUGGUGAUGGAACUUGCAACAAUGGCCAAUUCUACGAGUGCUUGAACAUGGCCGCAUUGUGGAAAUUGCCCAUUAUCUUUGUUGUUGAGAACAAUCUGUGGGCAAUUGGGAUGUCCCACUUGAGAUCUACUUCUGAUCCUGAAAUUUGGAAGAAAGGUCCUGCCUUUGGGAUGCCUGGGGUUCAUGUUGAUGGAAUGGAUGUGUUGAAGGUGAGGGAGGUAGCACAAGAGGCUGUUGGCAGAGCUAGGAGAGGGGAAGGUCCCACUUUGGUUGAAUGUGAGACUUACCGGUUCAGAGGACACUCUUUGGCUGAUCCAGAUGAGCUUCGUGACCCUGCUGAGAAGAAUCACUAUGCCACAAGAGAUCCUAUCACUGCCUUGAAGAAGUAUAUGUUUGAGAACAACCUGGUCAAUGAAGCAGAGUUAAAGGCCAUAGAUAAAAAGAUCGAUGAAUUGGUUGAAGAGUCUGUGGAGUUCGCAGAUGCAAGCCCUGUUCCAGCUCGUAACCAGUUGCUAGAGAAUGUGUUUGCUGAUCCUAGGGGCUUCGGAAUUGGGCCUGAUGGAAGGUACAGAUGUGAGGAUCCUAAGUUCACUGAAGGCACAGCUCAGGUCUAGUUCUCAAGGCUGUGCUGUGUGGACCAAGAAGCAGGUUUUCAUUUGGUAAUUAUUGAUAUUGAUAGCUCUUCUACACAUGUAUCGAUG